Messenger RNA from Fusarium falciforme, 1860 nucleotides. RefSeq names its product HET and ankyrin domain protein. Bases 1 to 1860 code for a protein of 619 amino acids. The record is from RefSeq and is a predicted model, not a curated record. The transcript has 3 exons. Gene Ontology annotation, molecular function: protein binding. Lineage: Eukaryota; Fungi; Ascomycota; Sordariomycetes; Hypocreales; Nectriaceae.
AUGUACCGCUGGUACCAAGAAGCCGAAAUAUGUUACGCAUAUCUUGCCGAUGUGCCGUCUCGCGAGUUUUCGCAGAGCCGAUGGUUUACUAGAGGAUGGACCCUCCAGGAGCUUAUCGCUCCCUCGACAGUCAUCUUCUUCGACAAGGAAUGGGAAGUGAUAGGAACAAAGUCUGAGCUGGCAAGGCUUAUAUCCGACCGAACGCAAAUAUCCAUCGGUAUCCUUUCAGGAGGCGACAUUUGGAGCGCGAGCGUCGCGCAGAGGAUGUCAUGGGUUUCAAAGAGAAAGACGACGAGAAUUGAAGAUUUGGCAUACUGUCUAAUGGGUAUAUUUGACAUCCACAUGCCCAUGAUAUAUGGAGAAGGUGAAAGAGCUUUCAUCAGACUCCAGGAGCAGAUUAUGAAGACCUCGGACGAUUUCAGCCUCUUUGCCUGGAGAUCGACAGAAAACCACGGCGGGCUUCUAGCAACUUCCCCGGCUGCAUUUGACACGUCGCACAGCAUCGUCCGUUUAGGUCGCUCCGAUACCUUCAGCAGCCCCAUAUCCGUUGACAAUCAAGGUGUCCACCUGAAGCUCAGAUUUAUUCCUCAGUCGGAUUCCCCGACCUUGGGUCUCGCAGUCCUCAAUUGUACGCUGAUUGGAAGAGCGGAAACUCCAAUCGCAAUCUACCUCGAAACCACGGAUCCGACGAAGCAAUACUUCAGGAGGGUUCAGAGUGAGAGAUUGCACCUACUGGAUCAGCAUGAUUCUAGCUGGCCUGAGAUAGCCAUCUGCGUUCAACAACCUCAUGAGACUCCCAUGGGGAGAUCAAGGGAAGUGACAAGUUUUAGACAGAGACGGACAGGAACAACACCCCUGCUAUAUGCAGCCAAAAGAGGGCACAAAUCCACGGUGACGGAUUUGCUAAACUGGAGCGACGUGGAACCCAAUUCAAUGGACGAGACUGGGCGAACGGCAUUAUGGGUGGCGGCAGAGAACGGGCAUGAGGAGGUGGUCACGGUGCUACGAGAUCGAAUCGAUGUCAAGGCCGACUUAAAGGAUGCGAAUGGACGGAUGCCACUAUGGAUAGCGGCAUCCAACGGACAUGAGCAGGUAGUGAGGGCGCUACUGGAUCGAAUCGACGUUGAAGCCGACUCAAAGGACGCUGACGGAUGGACGCCAUUAGCGAUAGCGGCAUCCAAGGGGCACGAAGCGAUUGUCAAGAUGAUGGAGCAAAGAGGGCAGGCCUCGCAAACUCUCGCAUGCCCAUUCUCGAAGCAUUACCCUCACAAGAAGUGGCCUCGGUGCCAGAGAGGCUGGGAAUCGGUUCACCGGAUUAGGAAACAUAUCUACAGAGCCCACGCUCUAAGAAUCCACUGCGAUAGGUGCUUUAAGGAGUUCAAAGAAGAAACGGACCUUGAGCAACAUCGCCACGAAGCCAUACCUUGCCAAGUCAUCGAUGCUCCUAACGAUAGGAUUUGCAUUAAGGAAGAUAUCAUUAGGAAACUCCGGUCAAGAAAACGUGUGCGAAACGUCUCGACAGAGGAACGGUGGAAGCAGAUGUAUGCAAUCAUCUUCCCCGAUGUCAACGACAAGGACAUACCCACACCCUACUACCACCUACAUAUCACUGACAUCACUGACGAAAUGCGAGCCCAACAUCGGAGCUUCUUACGACGAGAGGUCCCUGAUAGAGUUAUCCGCGAGUUAGCCGCGAUGUUAAAUGAGAUGCCAGAGUUUCGGGAUGAUUUGCGUUGCUCAGAGGGGCAGCUUUCAGAAAUUAUACAUCGAUCGGUUUGGGACACUUUCGAUACUAUCUUCCCCAGUCCCCCGCAGCCUACGGCGCCCCCAGAAGCACCUCACGACGAUAUGUCAGACUGA